CAAACAAAGCGCGAUAAAACUUCGGUUAAGCACGGCGUUUGGAGGAUUUCGCAUACCUGCGAAGCGCUUGCGCUUUGCGGUCAGGCUCCGGCCAGUUGUCUUGUAUUCCAGUCCGACACCUGGCAGCCACCGGAGGCGAAGGGGCUGCCGGGUGGUUGAGUCGGGGGUUAGGUCUCGUGCCAUGGAUGAGGAGGUAAUGGCGCUUGAUCUUGAAUGCCAGCGGCAAGAGGAGACGUCAACGGCAAACUCCCCCCUGGUGGCCGGGCACUGCUAAAGCGGGCGGUGAAACGUCACUGGGGGUGUAGGAGUGGUUCUUACCACUACUACAGAAUCAUUUACCACUGAGCAUUACACUACAGUAUGUGAGAGGCUUUACCGCUCACCUUGAGAAGCGCGCGCGUCAUUCAAUUUCCA
Molecule: messenger RNA, 414 nt
Organism: Amoebophrya sp. A120
Lineage: Eukaryota; Dinophyceae; Syndiniales; Amoebophryaceae
Source: the annotation of a GenBank genome assembly